AUGGAAAUCCAGGGGGUUUUCCCAGCCAGCGGACUGGGCUCGUGGAGGCGGAGGACUAUCAGCAGGAGCAGCCGCAGCCUAUGAAUCGCCUCGGUGGCGCACAGCCGUCGCUCUGUGCUCGCCGCACGCUGUUGCAGCCGCUUCAGCCAAAGCGAAGCCGCAACCUCGGAGCGCCUGGGCGGGUUGUCCGCGCGUCUGGAAGGAACUCCGCCGCGUCGCCUCCUCUCCCACUCCAGGGGCAAAACAAAUUCGGUUGAAGGCAGUAUCCAGGGAACCCAUCUCUUUCUCUGGGAGAUGCCGGCUGGUUGUUGCUAAGGUUGCUCCCACAGUAACAUGCACGUCCUGUUUACACCUUCAUCGGAAGAAGUUGGGCUUGGCUAGCUUCACUUGGGGAACUGCAGAAGGAAGUGCUGGUUCUCCGCCCUCACAGCCUCCCGCUCCUGCCCAGCCAUCUUACACAGGAUCCUCUCCCCCUACCCACCCCCAGAGAUCUUGUCCCUGGUGCCCUACAGGCCAGACAACUUGAGGGCUGCCUUCUGCGUGGAGCUCUAAAGUUUGCAUCGCUUGCUCUGACUUCAUAGAGGAAAGAGACAGAGAAGUGACAAAAGUAGUGCCCGGCAUCUCUCGCUGAAUCCCGCUCCGUUUUUGUCAAGAUGACGAACAACUCUGCAGAUCACCAUCCGGGGAACUCUGUUAUCGAAGGCGGCCAUGAGGGGGAAUUUGGUUGCUCUGUUAUGGACCUGCGGAACCUCAUGGAACUUCGCAGCUCAGAGGCAGUGACCCGGAUCAAUGACACCUAUGGGGGCGUGCAUAACAUUUGCAAGAGGCUGAAGACCUCGCCUGUGGAAGGCCUGUCUGGAAACCCUGCAGAUCUGGAGAAAAGAAGGCAAGCAUUUGGCGAAAACUUCAUCCCACCCAAAAAGGCCAAAACCUUCCUGCAGUUAGUCUGGGAAGCACUGCAGGAUGUCACGUUAAUCAUCUUGGAAAUUGCAGCCAUAAUCUCCCUGGGCCUGUCUUUCUAUCACCCUCUUGAUGGCGACAAUGAAAUGUGUGGCGAAGCAAAAAGUAGCGCAGAGGAUGAAGGUGAAGCUCAAGCUGGAUGGAUUGAGGGAGCAGCCAUCCUCUUCUCUGUCAUUAUUGUGGUGCUGGUCACAGCCUUCAAUGACUGGAGCAAAGAGAAACAGUUCCGGGGCCUCCAGAGCCGUAUCGAACAGGAGCAAAAGUUCACAGUCAUCCGCAAAGGGCAAGUUAUCCAAAUCCCCGUGGCUGAGAUUGUGGUGGGGGACAUUGCUCAGAUCAAAUAUGGGGACUUAUUGCCAACAGAUGGGAUCCUGAUCCAAGGCAAUGAUCUGAAAAUUGAUGAGAGCUCUCUGACUGGGGAGUCAGAUCACGUGAAGAAGUCUCUGGAUAAAGACCCCAUGUUGCUUUCUGGUACUCAUGUGAUGGAAGGCUCUGGUCGAAUGCUGGUCUCAGCUGUGGGUAUCAACUCACAAACUGGAAUAAUUUUUACUCUUCUGGGUGCUGGAGAAGGGGAUGAGGAGAAGAAGGUCAAGAAAGGUAAAAAACCCGGAGCCCCCGAAAAUCGCAACAAAGCAAAAACUCAGGAUGGUGUGGCCCUUGAGAUCCAGCCACUGAAAAGCCAAGAAGGAGUGGAAAACGAGGAGAAGGAGAAGAAGAAAGUCAAAGUCCCAAAGAAGGAGAAGUCAGUAUUGCAAGGGAAGCUCACGCGCUUGGCAGUUCAGAUUGGGAAAGCAGGACUGAUCAUGUCAGCCAUCACAGUUAUUAUCCUGAUCCUGUAUUUUGUGAUUGACAACUUUGGGAUUCAGAAAAGGCAGUGGCUGGCUGAAUGUACCCCCAUCUACAUCCAGUAUUUUGUGAAGUUCUUCAUCAUUGGUGUCACUGUGCUGGUGGUGGCUGUCCCUGAGGGUUUGCCCCUGGCUGUCACCAUCUCUUUGGCUUAUUCUGUGAAGAAAAUGAUGAAAGAUAAUAAUCUAGUUAGGCACUUGGAUGCUUGCGAGACAAUGGGCAACGCCACUGCUAUCUGCUCAGACAAGACAGGUACUCUCACUAUGAACCGUAUGACUGUGGUGCAAGCUUAUGUGGGUGACACCCACUACCAACAGAUCCCUGACCCAGAAGCCAUCCUGCCCAAGAUCCUGGACCUCAUUGUCAAUGGUGUUGCAAUAAACUCCGCUUACACCUCUAAAAUCCUGCCACCAGAGAAAGAAGGAGGUCUCCCACGUCAAGUUGGCAACAAGACAGAGUGUGCACUUCUGGGUUUUGUGCUGGACCUGAAACAGGAUUAUCAAGCUGUCCGCAACGAAGUGCCCGAGGAAAAGCUGUACAAGGUCUACACUUUCAAUUCAGUUCGCAAGUCCAUGAGUACGGUACUGAAGAACCCAGAUGGAAGCUUCCGCAUGUACAGCAAAGGAGCGUCUGAGAUCAUCCUGCGCAAAUGCACAAAGAUCUUAGAAAAAAAUGGGGAACCUCGAAUAUUUAAGGUGAAGGAUCGGGAUGAGAUGGUGAAAAAAGUGAUCGAGCCAAUGGCUUGCCAGGGGCUGCGUACCAUUUGUUUGGCCUACCGGGAUUUUCCUGCUGGUGUCGAACCCGACUGGGAUGUUGAAAAUGAGAUCUUGUCUGACCUUACCUGUAUCACUGUAGUUGGCAUUGAAGACCCUGUUCGGCCAGAGGUGCCUGAAGCCAUUCAAAAGUGCCAACGUGCUGGUAUUACUGUCCGGAUGGUUACGGGUGACAACAUCAACACAGCACGUGCCAUUGCAACCAAGUGUGGGAUUUUGGUGCCUGGAGAGGACUUCCUGUGUUUGGAGGGAAAAGAAUUCAAUCGGCUUAUCCGCAAUGAAAAAGGAGAGGUGGAGCAAGAGCAACUGGAUAAAAUCUGGCCGAAGCUCCGAGUCUUGGCACGUUCUUCGCCCACUGAUAAACACACACUUGUGAAAGGAAUUAUUGACAGUACUGUUGGAGAACGGAGGCAAGUGGUAGCGGUGACUGGGGAUGGCACCAAUGAUGGCCCCGCCUUGAAGAAAGCGGAUGUUGGAUUUGCUAUGGGCAUCGCUGGCACAGAUGUGGCUAAAGAGGCUUCAGACAUUAUCUUGACAGAUGACAACUUUACAAGCAUUGUCAAGGCAGUGAUGUGGGGCCGCAACGUGUAUGACAGCAUCUCAAAAUUCCUCCAGUUCCAACUAACAGUCAAUGUAGUGGCUGUGAUUGUGGCUUUCACGGGUGCUUGUAUCACACAGGACUCUCCUCUGAAGGCUGUCCAGAUGUUGUGGGUCAACUUGAUCAUGGAUACCUUUGCCUCAUUAGCUCUUGCCACAGAACCCCCAUCGGAGUCCUUGCUCAUGCGCAGGCCAUAUGGCCGCAACAAGCCACUAAUUUCCCGCACCAUGAUGAAGAACAUCCUGGGGCAUGCUGUGUACCAGCUCACCAUUAUCUUCACGCUGCUCUUUGCAGGUGAGAAAUUUUUUGAUAUAGACAGUGGCCGGAAUACUCCCCUCCACUCACCACCCACCGAGCACUACACCAUCGUCUUCAACACUUUUGUCAUGAUGCAACUGUUCAAUGAGAUCAAUGCUCGCAAAAUCCAUGGUGAGAGGAACGUCUUUGAUGCCAUUUUCCGGAACCCCAUCUUCUGCACAGUGGUGCUAGGAACUUUCGUUGCCCAGAUCAUCAUUGUGGAAUUUGGUGGGAAGCCAUUCAGCUGUUCUGGACUCACCUUGAGUCAGUGGUUCUGGUGUAUUUUCAUUGGCGUAGGAGAGCUGCUUUGGGGACAGCUGAUCUCCACCGUUCCAACCAGUCGAUUGAAGUUCCUGACGGAGGCAGGACAUGGCACUACCAAGGAAGAUAUGGCAGAUGAGGAGCUGCCUGAAGGUCUCGAUGAAAUUGACCAUGCCGAAAUGGAGCUACGGCGGGGACAGAUCCUGUGGUUCCGGGGCCUCAACAGAAUACAGACUCAGAUGGACGUAGUUUACACAUUCCAGACCGGCGCCUCCUCUUUACAGGGAGCCCUCAGGAGACAGCCUUCCAUCGUGAGCCAACACCACGAUGUAAAAAAUGUUUCUAGCCCAACCCAUAUCAAAGUGGUGAAUGCGUUCCGUAGCUCCUUGUAUGAAGGCCUCGAGAAACCCGAAUCCAGAAGCUCCAUUCAUAACUUCAUGACUCACCCAGAGUUCAUCCUGGAGGAAGACGAGCCUCGGACACCAUUCCUCGAUGGCACCGAUGAAGACCUGGAAGCUGAAGAACUCAAAAAGCAAAGUGAGGAGAGCCCAGGCGAGUCCUCACCCCUCAACAGAAAUAACAAUGCAGUGGACAGCAAUAUCGCUGAGGACACCAUUCCGGAGCCAGAAAGCCCUUUACACAGCUUGGAAACAUCAGUUUGACCUUUGAACUUUGAUCCUCCUUCUCCUUCCCCCACCCACCCAUGCAACAUAGGCACCAACGUCUGACCACACACUGCGGCCACUUCCUGUCAAGUGCUCAUCCCUAUAUGCCUAUUUUAUCCUCACUCCUCUUCCCCUCCCCCCCUUUAUGAUUAUUUAGCUGCAGGAGCCACAGUAACGCACAGCUAGAUUUUUACUCCUCAGCAAUUAUUUUGGCAGAGGUGCCUCCCUCAAGAGAGAAACCGCCAAUCUGAUACAUCUUCUCCUUCAGUUGAGUUCCACAUGUCUGUAAUAGUGGCUUUUCUCUCAUUGCUGUUGCAUGCUUAAAGAAACAGGGUUCAGAUUCUCUUGAAGAGCUGUGUGUAGAGCUUCAGAUGAUGCAGUUGUUGGGAUGGCUUCUUUUUUUGCUUGUGGAAUCUGAAUCCUAGAUGUUGUCAUAUGUCCCUGGGGAGAAAGGAAUGAGCACCAAGGGGAUGUAAUUAAAGGGGGAUCUGAAUCAGGUAUUGGAUAUGAAAGUGAACCCAGUCUUCCAGGGGGUGGGGAUGGUACCUGAUUUUUACCAUUUUUUCUGUUUGUGUAUCUCUCUGUUUCCGUGGUAGUAUCAACCACAGGAGAUGAGCAUGACUAAAAAGUCUUAAAAUGCCUUUUAAAUGAUGUGAGUUGGAAUAAGGCCAAGCAACAAGGAGCUAUGACAGCAACAUGUUCUCUGAGAGAAUGAAAUCAGGUGGAAUGUGGCUUUUGAUGAAAAGGAGUUGUAUAUGAAUUAAGAGCAAAUUACUUUGGAAUUCUACAUUAGCUGAAGUUCUUGGGGUAUAACUAUUUCUUAUAUUUAAUUUGCUUGAUUUCAGUUUUGCCAUUUUGACUAUCAGGUGAAUUAGUCAUUGGCUCUGUACAGUAAACAUCCCAACCUCACUUCUCGUAAGAAUUGAUCCCAAGGAAUGUGGCAUAAGUCCAAGCUAUGGCCCUUGCCCAGGUUUCAGAAGUCUUGUUUUGGGAAGAGGUCCAGUCUUUGAAGAGCACACAAUGUAAAUCAGUACAGUCAGGCCACCACUGGUAAUACGCUAUCAGUUCCUAUAACUUCUCCUGCAUUUUGCAUACUGAAGAGUGAAAAUGUAACAAAAAGGAAUCUUGGCAUGAACAUUUGUGUGAAGUGCUUUUUCAGGUGAAAAUUGUGCAUGAGUUGGCUCUGUAGAGCCAUGUUGUAUUGGUUGCGAUACAAAGCACCUUCCUCAAUUAUUAAGAAUAGGGUGUACCAAUACACAUCUCCACAUUUCUCAUUAGGAGUGCCUUCCCUUCUCAUUGCACCUAAACUGGCUUCGAUCCUUUCCCACAGUGAUAUUUGCCACUCAUCGGUCUAAAGUGAAUGCUGGAGAAGGUGAAUUGGCUCUUGCGCCAAAUGAGGACGGUGUCAGCCUCAUCUUGAUAUACAUUUCCUAAUAUGUAUGCUGGUCAGAUAAGAAAACUACACUUCAGCUGUGCAGUUCAGAGCUAAACAGGGGCCUCCUGCUGAAACUGUUCUGGGCAUAUCUAAGUGAGGGCCAGUUUGUUUCAGAGAAGUGAGGGCAACCACAGUUUGGUGAUGCUGGAGGCAGAGCAGCUCUUGAAAUUUGGCACAGUGGGCUUGUGUCACUACAGAGUGGUUUACUUGGAAAAUACUACCUGGAAGCAAAGAGAGGACCUAGUUGUUAGCAGCUGUAUUGAAGGUUUUGUUGCCGCCACCAUCCCAACAUUCAACUGUACACGACUUGUUGGUGGCUCUUCUCUCCCCACCCCACCCCCGGUCCCCCUUUCCUUUCGAAGAACGCACAGCAGAAACUUCUGUGCCUUGUCUAAGCACUGCCCAAAGCACCGUCUGCCACACGGGAGCCCGGUACUUUGCCACGAGAUAAGUGUUCCUUAAACAAAACAAUGAGAAUGGAGUGUUUUGAUUUUCACUUUUAAACUCAAACCCCUUCACCUUGUGGAUUAGUCACUGAAUUUCUUCACAAGUUCAAGCUAGGCUGAUGAAAAGUCCUUCUCGGUAGGUCUUCUAUUCCAGGGCUGGCGUAAAAAGGACAUUCAUACUAGGCUCAACCAACUGCCAUUAUCUGGGGUGGGGAAAAAUAACGAUCAUCAGCCAUCUUAAUUGCAACUAAGGCAUCCGCCCAUCCCUUACCCCUUGUUUCCUUCCAGAUAAAUCCACUUCAUUCCUUUCAUCUGAACUAUAAACACUGGGAGGAAUUUAGGGAGGGAAACUGCCAUCUCUUGCUAUGUGACCUACCAGAUAAGGAAAAAAAUCUUUUUUAUUUAGUUCUGUUCUAAAGGUUACAUUGUUUCAAUGAUCAUUUUUCUAUUUUAAAUACUUGCAGAAACAAAUGGUGGUGUUAGGCGCUUGCAUAAAUAUUUAUGAAAUAUUUGGGGGAGGGGACACUGAUUUUUUUUUAAUGUUUGAUAUAUUUUUUUUAUUACCUCAAACAUGUUUUGGAAAAAGAAAAAACUGUCACUCCCAGAAAUCUGUAAUUGACAGGUUGCAAUGAGGAGUCUGGCCUACAUUUUAAUCCAUUUUUCUUUCUUUUUCUUUUUGUGUGUGUCUAGCUUCCUCAGUGGGGGAGGGGGGAAAUAAUUAUAUAAAUAUUAUGCAAAAAAUAUAUAGUUUUCUUUAGAUCAGAAACAGAUAUUUUUAAGUCAGCCAUAUGUAUUUUGUUUAAAGGAAACAAAGCUGUGAGUUAUGUAACUGCAGUGGAAUGUAGUCACAUGGCUGGCAGUUGAAACUUAGUGAUUGGUCAGACUCCAGUCAGCUUCAUUUCUCUGAACAGCCAUCUUUGUACUAAAGUCAGUUGUGUUAUACAGAAAUGUUUUUUAUAUAAAUUAUGUUGAUAUGGCUGGUUGCUUAAGGUAUAAGUGUUUAUUGUGCAUACGUUUUUUUAAUGUAAAACAAGGUUGAGGGUUUUUUUCUAUUUUAGUUUCAAUGAUACAACUGGCAGCAGUUGAGCGGCUUAAGUUAUUGGGGAACUAUAAAACAUGUGGCCAAGGUAGAGUGCUCUAGAUAAAAGGCAGGAGCCCUGAUCAGCAGAUUAAUGUAUGCGCACGCUCGCCAAACACAUGGCCAACAUUGUUGAGUUCUAUCCAUGGCACGUGCUGUGGGGGUGGAGGGAGAAGGGGAACCUCCUUUCAAAUAAGUCCCCCCUACCUCCCCAAACAGAUAAACAGCAUUAUCCAAACUUGACUGGACCAGCCAUCUGUUAGCAGAAAGACAAGUAAACCCAAUCCAGCAGAGAUCAGCACACAGUUGUCCCAUAGUACAGAAUGGCCUUGGUUUUUACCCCAUGCAGCAUCCUUUUAUGAACAUUUGGAUAACAUCCAGGUAAGGUGAUUCAUGCUCAGAAGUCUGCCUUCUAUGCAUAGUCUGCCCUUACUGGGUGGGAAUGGGGAUAUAUUAUAAUUUCUCUGAAGCAUACCAUGAGGGACAGAAUGAUCUUUGCAACCAAUAAAAUUAUCAUGUGGGGGAGGGGGAUAAUUCAAGGUUGUGCCAUGCCAGACAGGAAAUGAGGUAAUAUCCUGUGAUGUGUGUGUUACUUUGCCUUGGAAUGCUUUGUUGUUUUUUAAGAAAAGCAUCCUGGACAUAAUUUUGCAUCCAGUUCUUAAUAGUAGGAAUUUAUUCUUUUUUUAAAAUAGAUUGGCAGAUUGGUACCAAAGACAUUACAUCACUUCCUGUGUGCAAUGAAGAAUAUCCAUUUUUAGGAGUUAGAAUUAUGUAAUUGGUUCUUUUUAUUGAGUUGCACAGGGAUCUGACUUAAUUUUUCAAACAUUUUGUGCAAUAAGUUUUUAAAAAAAGAUAUUAUUUAAAAAGAUGACAAUUCCAGGAAGAAAACAAAUCAAAUUGUAAUUUUAGCCAUGGGCAAUUAUGAAUAGAAAUGUAAAUAACAACCGUGCUUAAGAAUACUGUUUGAAUUGUAGAAAUCUCCACAUGCGUUUCACUUGGCUUUUCCUUGGAAAUGGACACAAGUCCAUUGAAGAUCCCCAAUGACCUGGUUCACACAAUCAAAACAAGCCACUGUGGCUUAUAAGCCAUGGUGGCUUGUUUAAAUCAGCAGUGUGUACCCGGGUGGGUAAUUAAGCAAAUGGCAGUAACAUGGAUCACUGAUUUAAAUAAGCCACCGAGGCUUGUUUGAUCAUGUGAACUGGCCCAAUGAUUCUAAUUCAAAGAAUCUGUGACACGUUUUGCAUGACAAGGUAGCCCAUUGUGGCUUAAUUUCGCUGCAGGGGCUCUUAAGUUGUGCUGGGUGCUCAUGGGCGCCUGUGGGAGCCUCUGCUUGCCGUAGUUUGUUGUGUUGUGCAAACCCAGCGCCAUGGGUUGAGAGGAUAUAUAACUCUAAAACAAGCUAUAGGUUAUUUGAUGGUUGUCUACCCUUCUCAAACAACCCAUGAUGCUGGGUUCAAAAAUGGUGGCCAGCAUUCUCCACUAAGUCCCAUGGGGAAAUUUACCCAUGCGGUAGCUUAGCAUUAUCUAUGAACAGCCCCUGUUCCAUAGCUUUCCUCCAGACAUUGUGUAGUUCUGCCAAUUUUUCUGGCCCACUUUGUCCUUUGGUGAGAUAUGGGCAAAUGAUUGAGGUGGCUGCAGGUGUAAUAACAAUUGCAGCUUUAAAAAGGAGGGGAAGGUAACAGCAGCUUCCAGAUGUACCAUGGAAUCUUUCAUGAACAACCUUCUGCUCUUCACCAGUCUGGGUUUUCUCUCUCAGCAGAGCAUUUAUUGAAAGAAGAAGAACCUGCCUGCACCGCUGAGGAGAGAAUAUAGAUAUCCCUCUUUUAUCCCCAAUACCUUUAGAACAGCUUUGAUAUUUAUUGUAGCCAGUGUCACUGCUAACCUGAUACUAUAUCCUAACUCUUUUGGUUGUUGUUUGUGGUGACAAUAUCCUUACUAACCAAAAGGAGUCCUAUCUGCAAAUUCAUGUGCCCUUCAAUGAACCCAUGGCUAAGACUACAUGUUCAUUUUUUUUCUGCCCAUAAAUAAAUAUAUAUACAGUAUUAAAAUAAAUAUUUGUAUGUAUAUUUAUUUGAAUUUAAAGGCUUUUCUAAAGAAGCAUGCAGAUAAGAAUUUAUGGUUUCCCUUUUUCAGUAACUAGUAUAAUAAGCACUGGUAUUUUUGUAUAAAAAGGAAAAAAGACAAAACAAAAGACUGAAUAUUAUGUGGUAUGCAUGACAUUAAAAAUAAUGGUGGUUUCAAAGCAAUAUGUACCCUGGUGUGUUUGCCAUAAUCUAGAGUCCAGCUUAAAGUGCACCUGAUCUGUAAUUGCAUUUUGAUAUUAUUUAAUCUCUAUGUACGAUGUUUUGCAUGUAUUUAUAUGGUUCUUGGGAAGAUUUCUUUUCUUUGGGGGAGGGGUAAGCAGAGGGGGCGGGGUUGGAAUGAUUGACAAUGAGCUUCUUCCGGAAUAUUUGGAACUCCAAGCAUAGCUAAUGCUCUGAUGGGAAACAGGAUGGGGGAAAUCAAGCCAAUUUUUUUAAGGUGCAACAGGAGGGGAAGGGAUGCUGUUUUGAACUAAUAAAGCUUUUUUUGCUGUUGAGCAGAAACAAUGCGCGAGUGCGUUGAGAGAAUAAACUGUGCCCACUUGUAA
Messenger RNA from Elgaria multicarinata webbii, 9988 nucleotides. RefSeq names its product ATPase plasma membrane Ca2+ transporting 4 (gene ATP2B4). The record is from RefSeq and is a predicted model, not a curated record. Bases 654 to 4397 code for a protein of 1247 amino acids. Gene Ontology annotation, biological process: calcium ion transmembrane transport; regulation of cytosolic calcium ion concentration. Lineage: Eukaryota; Metazoa; Chordata; Lepidosauria; Squamata; Anguidae. Gene Ontology annotation, molecular function: ATP binding; PDZ domain binding; P-type calcium transporter activity. The transcript is spliced from 22 exons. Gene Ontology annotation, cellular component: plasma membrane; intracellular membrane-bounded organelle.